This is a messenger RNA of Ceratitis capitata (Mediterranean fruit fly), 1652 nucleotides long. RefSeq names its product succinate--CoA ligase [GDP-forming] subunit beta, mitochondrial (gene ScsbetaG). NCBI's taxonomy places the organism in Eukaryota, Metazoa, Arthropoda, Insecta, Diptera, Tephritidae. Gene Ontology annotation, molecular function: ATP binding; succinate-CoA ligase (GDP-forming) activity. Bases 156 to 1427 code for a protein of 423 amino acids. The transcript is spliced from 4 exons. Gene Ontology annotation, biological process: succinyl-CoA metabolic process; tricarboxylic acid cycle. The record is from RefSeq and is a predicted model, not a curated record. Gene Ontology annotation, cellular component: succinate-CoA ligase complex; mitochondrion.
CUUUUAUAAAAGCAGUGAUUGGAAAUAAAAGUUCACAGUUCUAGCGUUGUUUUGGUUUUAAGUUUUGUGUUGUCAUUAAACUUAAUUAAAAAAUCGGUGUUUUGUGAGUUAUCACUUCAACAUUUUUAUUUUAAUAACUUAAUUCAUAAAACAAAAUGCUGCCCCUAUUACGUGCUGCUACCGGCUUUAGUCCCGCCAUGCGGAUCUUCCAAAAGACCUCAAGCCUGCAGCAAAUACGUAAUUUAAAUUUGCUUGAGUGUAAUAGUAAAGAGCUUUUGGAGAAAUAUGGUGUCGCUAUACAGGAAUUCAAAGUACUUGAUAAUUCAUCCAAAGAUGACCAGUUGUUAAACCAAUUUGAUUGCCCAGAGUAUGUAGUGAAGGCGCAGAUAUUGGCAGGGGGUCGCGGUAAAGGUGCUUUUGAUAGUGGGUUCAAAGGUGGCGUGCAUCUUACGAAAAAGAAAGAAGAAGUGUUGUCACUAACUAAACAAAUGAUUGGUCAUCGUUUAAUCACCAAACAAACACCUAAAUCUGGAAUUUUGGUUAAGAAAGUAAUGGUGGCGCGUAGCGUCAAUAUAACACGCGAAACUUAUCUUUCAAUUGUAUUGGAUCGUGAACACAAUGGACCCGUGCUCAUUGCCUCACCAGCUGGGGGUAUGGAUAUCGAAGCGGUUGCCGAAAAGACACCAGAAAAAAUUAAGACAGUGCCAUUGGAUCUCGAUAAGCCAAUACCCCAGAAUGUACUUACUGACAUUGCUAAAUUUUUAGAAUUUAAAGGUGAAUGCGUAGCACGUGCUGCAGGAGAGAUACAAAAGCUCUUUGACCUCUUCAAAGCGGUUGAUGCUACGCAAAUCGAAAUAAAUCCAUUAGCUGAAACCGAUACCGGUGAAGUUAUCUCCGUUGAUGCUAAAUUAAAUUUUGAUGAUAAUGCCGAAUAUAGGCAAAAAGAAAUUUUCGCCCUACACACUGCCGAAGAAGACACAGACCCACGUGAAGUUGAAGCUGCUCAAAACAAUCUGAACUAUGUUGCAAUGGAUGGUAACAUUGGUUGUUUGGUGAACGGUGCUGGUCUCGCCAUGGCCACUAUGGAUAUUAUAAAGUUAAAUGGUGGUGAGCCAGCGAACUUCCUUGAUGUUGGCGGUGGCGUUAAAGAGAAUCAAGUUCUCAAAGCCUUCCAAAUCGUCACAUCCGAUCCCAAAGUAAAAGCUAUACUUGUGAAUGUAUUUGGUGGUAUUGUCAAUUGUGCAACCAUUGCUAAUGGUGUGGUAGCAGCUUCAAAAACACUCAAUUUACAGGUGCCACUUAUUGUACGCUUGGAAGGCACCAAUGUAGAUGCGGCCAGAAAAAUAUUAAAAGACUCGGGUUUGGCCAUACAGACAGCGGUCGAUUUAGACGACGCAGCACACAAGGCUGUUGCAGCAUUACACUAAAAAGCUCCCGAAGUAGCUCAUAUAGCUUUGGUUCACUGAAUACCUUGCAAAUCCAAAAGUGUAUUUUAUAAAAAUUUAUAUGCAGAAUUUAAUUAAAACUUCUCGAAGAAGCAUUUAAUCAGAGUUUAAUGGCAUAGCAACUUGUAUAAUUAGACAUCAAUUUUAGUUUUUAGCCGUGUGAUUGUUAUAAAAGAAAUAUGUUACUAUGUAGCUUUUUAGAAAUAA